Eleginops maclovinus (Patagonian blennie) is the source of this 3332-nucleotide messenger RNA. RefSeq lists its product as uncharacterized. The transcript is spliced from 15 exons. The record is from RefSeq and is a predicted model, not a curated record. The coding region runs from base 164 to 2416 and encodes 750 amino acids. Gene Ontology annotation, molecular function: protein binding; guanyl-nucleotide exchange factor activity. Lineage: Eukaryota; Metazoa; Chordata; Actinopteri; Perciformes; Eleginopidae.
UGCAUCAGGAUCAUCAUUUUUCAUUGCACAUACACAAGUUAGAUGGAAUAGGUUUUCUUUUACUUACAGCAAGUACUUUUGUCUAUCUUGCUGUUCUGUUUAUUAUUCUAUUUACAUUUGAGUUUUCAGUAGUAUACAGUUUCCCUUUUUCAGUUAAUUGUUCAUGAUGGCAGCUGCUGGAGUGGACUCAAAAUCAGAAGCUACCAACGCUGUGCUGGAAGCUCGAGAACAUGAGCAAAUCAACAACAUAAUGAGUUACUCUCAGCGUGGACGAAUGGAUGAACAGCGAUGCUCCUUGAGUCCUCUUAAAACUGAACAAGUCAAAACUACAGCUCCAGGAUCAAACUUUGGGGGACAACACCUUGUUGAACUGGGAAUGUCAUUGCCAGGGUUUAACCUUCAGGCACCUAGGAACUGUAACCAUCGUGGCUCUGCACCUCAGAUUUCUUUGACAGAGAGUACUCCAGAUCUCAACAGGAAGAUUCUGUUCACACCAGACAACCAAUUACAAGUUACCUGUCAGCGUGACCGCAGCGCUUCAAUAACGCAACAAACUCCUGAUGAACAACAGAAGUUCAUCAAUAUGAUCAGCGGUGGCCAGCGUGGACGCAUGGACGACCAAAGCUGUUCCUUUGAUCCUAGCAAGAGUGCACCAUGCUCACCAAAACAGAGAGUCCAACAGCCUGCUGCAAGUACAUCAAAGAAAGGUGCGGAUCCUGAAAUGUUCUUAAGCCUCUUGGCAAACACUCAAAGCCAACGACUCGACGAUCAGCGUGUGUCUCUUCCAUCAUUACCAGGAUUACAAAACAAAGAGGCCCCAUCUACUGCAGGGGGAGAUUCAAGCUACUUAUGUUUCAUGGUCUCUAAAGUCCAGGGUUCGAGAAUGGAUGAGCAAAGGUGCUCACUACCACAAAUCCUACCCAAAGAGACCCAGUGUUUAACGAAUAAGAACACACUGGGAACUGGUUCAGGCCCUCCACGUUCAGCCUCAUUCAGCCCCGGCUCUGAAAUAGAACAACAAAAGAAUAAAGUUAAAGAAUCUCAAAAACAGGCCUUGACUCCAGGUGAACAGAAAUAUCUUUGUUCCUUGAUGAGUAAUUCCCAGCGUGGGCGAAUGGAUGAACAGCGAUGUGUCAUAAAUGCUACUCCCAAGUCCACACCCACUCGCAAUACCAAUCAGAGCACUGUUCCAAAAGGUCCAAAUUCUGAAAAGUUCUUCAGCCUGCUGGCCAACUCUCAGGGCCGAAGGCUUGAUGACCAGCGAGUAUCUCUUCCUUCUUUGCCAGGGAUACAGAAUGGAGGUAACACAUCAACAUCAACUGCUGCAGAGAGGGAUGCCAGCCACUUGUGCUACAUGGUCUCCAAAGCCCAGGGCUCAAGGAUGGAUGAACAGAGAUGUUCUGCACCCUUCCUAAAUAUUGGAACCCCAUCUACUCAAAAAAAAAUGUAUCCCAGUUCAAGCGCAUCUGAUAAGACUCCCAAAAGGUCUUUGUCCUUUAGCCGUUUCGAACACCAGCAGGAGGCCUCUCCAUCUGAACAGAAACAGUUCUUGAAAAUGAUAAGUCAUGCACAAGGUGGACGAAUGGAUGAACAGCGUUGCUCUUUACAACCCAGCAGAAGCACACAUGCCACUCCCACACACAAUGGAAGUGCUUUAAAUAGUCACCCUACAACAGGUGCAAAGGCGGAGGACUUCUUUGAACUCAUUGCUUCCAGUCAGAGUAAUCGGCUAGACUAUCAACGUGUUGCACUUCCUCCGAAGGAUGGACUAACUUCUCCACCACAAAUAAUUGUUGCUGAAAGUACCCCAACGUCAUCAAGGAAAGAUUGUUCUAGACCCCUAACCUAUCAAAUGGCUCAUGCAGAAUAUGACUCUCCCACCUCCCUACGUAAAUCUGCUUCAUUUACCCAAGACACAGCUUAUCAGAAGAAGCUCAAUUCUUCAGGACAGGUGACAGUGAGGGUGUCCAUGAGCUUUACACCAGAAUUGGUACAUAAGAAUAUGAACCAAUCAUGCACAUUCCCAGAAGUCUUCCUCACUCUCGGAGCCCCAGGAGACAACAUUGUGAUCCCUCUGAGCCCAGCACCUGGCAGAUCCCUGUCCUUCAACUUGAACCUUGUCCCAAAAGAAGAUGUCCAGUACGAGCCUGGCUCUUCAUGCCAUGCAAGUCCCAGAAGAGCCCACUCAAGGCCUUCAUCUCCCAACCGACAUGAACAGAGGAGCAUGGCCAGCCCCAUCAGUCAAGAUGAAAACUGCUUCUCUCUGAUUGAGAAGGUUCCCACAGCUCAGCUUCAGAAGGGAAUGGCUCAAGGAGGACAGAAAUGUAAAGGGGAUCCAGCAAAAGGGAGGGAAAAGGCAGACCAGGGAAAGGGAGGUGGCAAGAAAGAUAAAAAGGUUGGUGGCAAUAAAAAAUAGUCAGGUUAACCACCUUGUAAAUGAUGUAGUGUAAGACUUUGGUAAAUGGCUUGGAAAAUACAGUCAUUUAAUGAGAAAUGUUUUUAAAUCUGUAAUGUUAAAUAUUCCUACACUUAUUAGAAGCAGUUGCAUUAGUACACAUUUAUUACUCGUUUAUUUUGUUUAAUUUUUAAGGACAGGUUUUUCCUUGAGCCAUUUUUAUUUUAUUUUUCCUGUUUUCUGGUUUAGUGUUCCAUAAACAUAUAUACAUGGUCUACUUGUUUCUAGCACAGUGGUGUGCGUGGAAAGUCUUUGCUUUCUUUUUUCAAAUGAUAAUGUAUUUAAUACAGUGGAAGAUAAUGCUGUUUUAGCAGAUUAUCAUUAGAGAGAGAUUGUAGGUUGUUUGGAAUUAAACCCAUUCCUCUGUAAAACUCUGGGAAACCACAACAAAUAAAUACAAUAAAAACAGAAAUACCCAAAUGCUGCUCUUGUUUAGUGAAACAACUUUCUUUGGCCAAUUCUUACAUUUGAAAUAGUUGCAGCUAGUUUUAAAUCAUGUACAAUGAACUACAAAAGAACCAGACACUAUUUUCAAUAAAUAAUUGGGCCAAAUACACAUGAUUACGUAGUCACUUUGAAUUGACAGGAAUGGGUUAAUACCGUUUCAUGAGGUUAUAUCAUGUUGAAUAUGACCCCAAAAAGUAAAAAGAAUACGACACUUGUGACCGGUUUAUCAUUUAUUAAAAUUCCCAGGAACUCAUAUUGUAUGAACUCUGCCAAAAUGCUUCAGCUGAGGUCUUAACUCAUUCAGCGGAGUCACUUCCCUGGAAGUGAAAGAGAGAGAAUCAGUACUUGUACGCAGUGUUCCUAGCAAUGUAUCAAAGGAGGAAUAACAUUCAGUAUGUAUUUUAGGAACAAGCAAUUAACAGUUAACAGA